Papaver somniferum (opium poppy) is the source of this 484-nucleotide messenger RNA. RefSeq lists its product as uncharacterized. The transcript has 2 exons. Gene Ontology annotation, molecular function: nucleic acid binding; RNA-DNA hybrid ribonuclease activity. The coding region runs from base 81 to 449 and encodes 122 amino acids. The record is from RefSeq and is a predicted model, not a curated record. NCBI's taxonomy places the organism in Eukaryota, Viridiplantae, Streptophyta, Magnoliopsida, Ranunculales, Papaveraceae.
UGUGGGGCCGAGGGUAGGAUGCACCGGCACAAACACAAGAUGCAAAGACGGGCAAUAAUUCAAGAAAUCGGGACGCAAACAUGGAUAACUUCAUUGGAUGCAAACUCAAAGCAGCGAAAGUGAGAAAUGCUGAGGAAGCAGAAAGUCUAGUCCUGUUGGAAGCAGUAAUAUGGGCAAAGGAAAAGAGACUGGAGAAACUAUGUUUUGUUAGUGAUGCUAGAUUAGUGAUUGCUUCUCUUAACUUAAAUAGUAACCAGCUAUAUUGGUACAAUAAAUCAGUCUUAGAGGACUGUAAAACAUUUAUUUCUAGUUUUCACUUUGUUCGGUUUGAAUUUUUACAAAGAAACCAUAUUAUUCUAGCUGAUCAAGCAGCUAAGUUUAGUAGAAGGUCUAGAACCUCAGGAGAAUGGUGGGGAAAUGUCCCUGAAUUUCUCAAUUCCUCGAUGUAAUCUUUCUUUUUUGCAAUAAAAUUAUUUUUCCUAAC